This is a messenger RNA of Branchiostoma belcheri (Belcher's lancelet), 5606 nucleotides long. RefSeq names its product MLX-interacting protein-like. The transcript has 29 exons. Gene Ontology annotation, molecular function: protein dimerization activity; RNA polymerase II cis-regulatory region sequence-specific DNA binding; DNA-binding transcription factor activity, RNA polymerase II-specific. Bases 115 to 3882 code for a protein of 1255 amino acids. Gene Ontology annotation, cellular component: nucleus. NCBI's taxonomy places the organism in Eukaryota, Metazoa, Chordata, Leptocardii, Amphioxiformes, Branchiostomatidae. Gene Ontology annotation, biological process: regulation of transcription by RNA polymerase II. The record is from RefSeq and is a predicted model, not a curated record.
GGCGUCCGGUAGCAAGCAAGAUGGCCGCCAGCUAGCCGUGUUGUACGGCGAGCUUCGGUCACACACAUUUACCUCUAGUUUUCGCCAAACUUUCCACCGACUUGACCAUCCCCAAUGACUAAGAAUGCAGCCGACGGUCCCUUAGACUACCCAGGAAUGAUGAAGAGCGUGAAGAAGGAACGAGGAGACCGGGGAUUCAGUCCCGGAGGGGCCGGACCCAGCGGUGGCGGGAGUGGGGGUAUCCUUGGCGCCGAGCUCCAAUUUCCACCGCCUACGACAGAUGGUGCCAUCGUUACAACUGCCAAUGGAGACAAGGCCAUCCACAGCGGCCAUUUCAUGGUGUCGUACAUCCACAACUCCAACGCUAGCGUCACUCCCGAGGACUCUAACGAAUCCUCCCGCGCCCAGACCCCCAACCAGAUGUCCACGCUAUCCCAGGGCACAUUCAACGAACCCAGCCAGCGAGAGGAGAAGGCCCCGAGCAGCCCGGGUUUCGACUUCGGCGCGGCGGCGAAAGAGGUCAUGGCUUCGUACCAGUUUGGGUUCCGAUCCUCCAAACAACUGUCCAUAGACGCCUCCCUGACUAAGCUGUUCGAGUGUAUGACACUGGCGUACAAUGGCAAGUUGGUGUCCCCAAAAUGGAAGACGUUCAAAGGAUUGAAGCUUUUGUGGAAAGACAAGAUUCGUCUGAACAAUGCUAUCUGGAGAGCAUGGCACAUCCAAUAUAUCAACAAGAAGUCGCCCUUGGUCUGCCAGUUUGUCGCAAACCCGCUUGCCGACGACGCACAUUCCCUCCCACAGGCUGUUGUGCUAGAAGGGAAGUACUGGAAGAGACGCAUGGAGACCGUGGUCAAGGAGUACAUGAAAUGGAGAGUGUACUACAAGAAGAAGACUGCCUUUUUUCAGCGGAUGAACUGUCCUACGGAUGAGGAUCUUCUGAAGCUAGACGCGCUGGACAUGCCGCUAAACAUGCCGCCAUCACACUACAUGGGCUGGACUCUGGAUGACUUCUACUAUCUCCGUGAGCGGCAGGAACCAUGUCCCUGGUGGGACGCCACAGGGGCAGGGAGGGAUGACUACACGAUACUUCGGGAAAGGCAGGAGCGGCAGAAGUCCCCGCAGAAGAAGGAAACGCCGCUGCCCUCGCCAUUCGUGCCGACCUUCUCGGAGGAGGACGCGUGGAUGAUGGACUUCACCGACACGCUCUUCUCCAGUCUGGCCCAACCGUUCGCCUUUCCCAACCCCAAGGAGAUCGCUCAUCUUGGUAACGCAGACAUGAUCCAGCCAGGCUUGAUCCAGCUACAGCCCAACUUGGAAGACUUUAUGGAUACAUUUGAGCCGCUGCAAGACACUGAGCUGGAAGAGAAUGAAUGUGGGUGCGGCCUUUGUGAAAAAGAAAUUAAUCAAGAUAUUGUUCGGAAUGCGGGACUAGAGUUUGGAGGCAGCAGCCACAUGAAUCUGGGCAGCGGGCUGGAGAUGGGACAGCGCAGUUCACAGCAAGGACAGCAACAGGGACAGCAGCCCAACAUAUCCAUACAGUUAGAUGUGGGGUCUCCCCAUGCAAUGCAUGCCAGUGACAAGGUCUUUCUGCCUACCUUGAUCAACAAGGGUAACUUCCAAGCGAUGGGUUUUGGUCCCCCCCAUGUGGUGCCACCUGAAGAGCGGCCAUCAGCCAGCGCCACAGUCAGCUCCCCACCGUUCCAGAACCAGAUGUCUGCCGACACCAUGCAGUACCAGGGCAGGUCACAGGCAGGGAUGUCCUACCAGGAGUCCUCACCUAUACAAAUGGACACUAACCAGACAUCUUUAGAGGAUGCCAUUUCUGUGCUGGCCCAGAACACCAGGCCCACACAGCCUCCACACAUCCACAGCAGCCAGCCUGCAUCCAUGUCCACUUCUACCCAGCAGGUGAGCCAGGUCAUCGCUGCCCCCACCCCCAUCACACCCUCGUCCACGGCCCACCAGCAGCCCCCCACCAUGCUGCCCAUGUACCAGGCCCAGCCUAACAUCCCCGUCAUGCCCAGUACACAGACGGCCUUCCAGACACCCACGUCAUCUCCACAGCCCAACGUGGCACCGUUCGGCUUCCCACAACAGCAACAGCAGAAGACACAGACUAUACAGCCGAUGCCUGCCCUCCAACAACAACAACAACAGCAGAUAGUCUCCCAGGGGAACUACGCCGGGUUUACCACUGUCAGCACGCUACCGGCAAGCACGUUCAUGGAAACAGACGAUCAACAACAACAACAACACCAGCAACAACAACAACAACAGCAGCCUGCUCCCACCAGGAGUAGGACCACGCCCAAACAGUAUCCCCUGGCACCCAAGCCUGCACCAUCUGCCACCAUCCAACAGGGGGCGCUGGGGUUCACCACCCAGAAUGCCAUGCAGGUGGCAUUCACCCAGAAUUCACUGCAGCAAGGCGUGAAUAGUAAUACAGUCCAGUUCAUCAAGCCCAAAGGACUGAGUCCCAUCGCCCCCAAGCCCAGCACCACGGCGUCCCAGACGGCCACCAUCCUCACCGCCAGCGUGGGGUCUCCCCAGGGGGUGGGGGGGUCCGGGGACAAGACCCACACCGUGUCCGUACAGAACACUUUCCUGGCACAGCUUCUAACUGGGGGUUCAGGAGCGUUUACCACCCAGGGUAUCCAGCCAUGUACAUCAGCCGGGACUUCCACCAUGUCCAACCAAGUGUACCUUACCUCGUCCGCCAUCAAACCCGACACUUCUCUACUCAACACUGUGGUCACUCCCUCCACAACACAGGGCUUCGUCCUGGCUGCAAACCCCUCACAACUCGCACAGUCUCCCCAACCAACAACUGCCACCUACCAGGAGAAAGUUGCCGGGGUAACAGACUUCCAGAGCAGCGUGCUGGUAGCUGCGGCGGCACAGGCCGGUAAGGUCGGGCUACCCGGACUGGCAACCGCCACGAAAGUGGAGAGAAAGUCACCCCCAGUGGCAUGUAGCACUCCCAUCAAGCCAGCAUCCACCCCAAACUCCCCGUCUGCUGCCAGCCCCAUCACUACAGAGGACAGCCCUGGACACAACUCCGAGACCCUGGCAUGCGCACCACCUUGGAUUAUAGUCAAAAAGCUGGAGGAAUACAAGCCUACCAACACUCUGAAUUUUUCAGACGAGAGAUACACCACGAGGGGUGUGCUUAUAGAUGGCAUGGACUGGUCCCCCGCACAUUCUCCAGGGAAGACACCCUCCAAGCUAAGAAGCUCUCAAGAGAAGUACAAGGGAGGUUCGGACCAGAGAAGAGCUAUCCACAUCUCAGCAGAACAGAAGAGAAGGUUUAACAUCAAAGUGGGCUUCGACACCCUGCACACACUGAUUCCCACCCUCAGUUCACAGGGAAAUGUGAAGAUUAGUAAAGCUGCCAUGCUACAGAAAACGGUGGACUAUACAAAGAAGUUACAGGCUGAGAGACAACAGAUGUUGGAGGAGGCCAGAGUUCUAAAACAGGAGAUUGAAGAGCUGAACAGUGCUAUCUCAAAUUGUCAGGCACAGCUGCCAGCCACGGGGGCACCUGUCACCAGACAACGCAGUGAUCACAUGAAGGAAAUGUUUGACGAAUACGUCAGAACGAGAACAUCACAAAACUGGAAAUUUUGGAUUUUCAGUCUGAUAAUCCGCCCCCUGUUUGAGACGUACAACUCGGCUGUGUCCACGGGUAGCAUGGAGGACUUCUGCAGGACAGUGUUAUCAUGGCUAGACGAGCACUGUUCCCUACCAGCGCUUAGACCCACGGUUUUGAAUUCCUUGAGACAGUUGAGUAUGACUACCUCCAUCCUGUCUGACCCAUCCUUGUUAUCCGAGCAAGCGCUGCAAGCCGUCUCUUCCAAAAGAAAGUCCAGCGAGAGCCACUAGCUGCAGUUCCAGUUGGAAUCAACAGGGGGAGCUGUUGAGAAUGCAAACUACCAGCGUUGUCAUUGCAAGGCAUUUGGCACUCUCGGUUUUUGUCAGAUUCUGUAUCUGCAAAACUAAAGAGUGCUUAACAAGUUUAUCGGUACUAAAAUGUUAUUUGAUAUUUUCUGUUCUUUCAAAUUGUAUGAAAUUGCUGAAAUCAUUGAAAGAAAGUAAAAAAAGAUAUCUGAAAAUAUGUUGUAAUACUUUGCUUGGAGUUUGCAUUCUCAACAUUUGUACAGGUUUUCUAGUUGAUAAUAGCAUUUGUUAAUUCUUUUUUUGUUUUUGUUGCGGGAAUUGAGAGAGGUUAUCUAUUUUUAAUACCUGGUCUUCUAUGAUUUUGAGGGCAAAAAAACUACAUUCCCUUUGAGUGGAAGGGAAGCAACACACUCAAAAAUGUCUUAGAUAGAAAGUAAAAAAUUGCCCCAAAUGUGGCCAGUUUAUACCAUAGAAUGGUAGCAAAAGUCAUCAGUAAACCAAAAAUUUUUGCAUCGCUGCAAUUUCGAGAAAAAAGUGUUUCACAAAAUAGAUACCAAAUUGAUGUAAAUGCUUUCUAACACAUACUUGAAGGGCAAUAAAUAUUAAUAAAGAGACCCAAAUCUUUCAUAAUACACACAAUGUCAGAAUUCUCAGUCGUUUUGGGCAAGUCUUGUUCAACUUCUCGAAACCUGAAUCAGACAAACUAACACAGUAUUCAGUUAUGUUUCAUUUCUCUAGUUUGUUUAAGAGUUUGUGGGUUGAGUUUGUGGAACUGUAUCAGUGAUGAUAUGAUAAUUAUGAUAUGAUAAUGUAUGGUUUGAUGUGUCUUAAUGAUCAUAAUCAUUAAUGUGUACAUAAAAAUGAUGCUUUGAAAAGAGUAUGAAAAUUUUGGUAUGUGAUAAGUAUAGCGCAAUAGUACAGUGUGAGAAAUACAUCUAACAUUACAAUGCAAACUGCCAAAUGAAAAAAUUUCUCCACAAAAACAAGGCAUGAGUAUGUGCUUUUGGCUGCUGGCAGAAUGAAAAAAGGCCAUGGCAGGUAGAUUUUAUGGAUGACAUUCAUAUGUACAUCAGUUUUCGCCAGAUUUCAAACUUGUCCCACUUUGGGAUUGAUCAACAUUACAAGAAAAUGCCAAAAGUUCUGAAGCAAGUGGUUAAGUUCUCUUAUUUUUUCCUAUCACUAAGGCCACACCAAUUUAAUUUCUUGUUUAACAGAUUUUUCUAGAAAAAAAAUGGAGCAGGCGGGUGAAAAAAAUACCAAUAAAAAAAGGCCUAGGCAUCCUAUUAUGGCCCAAAAUGGUAUGAUAGGAGCCAUGAAGUCAACACACCAGGCUGGUUCAAAAUUUAAACAAUGAAUUUUGAACUUUUAAUGAUACCACUGCAUUGAAAGAUGGAAUAACUGUAACAGCUAGGAAGAAAGGAAUGUUUUCAACUGUUCAGGGCAAAAUAUGAGCAUUCUGUUGAUUCUGUAAUUUUUUUUUUUUUGCAAAUCAGAAAAAAAUGAAGCGGACGAAUCCGUUAACCAAGAAAUUAAAUUGGUGUGGCCUAAACAUAUCAGGUAUUGUGACACCAAGUGUGAUAGCCAUGAGUGUACAUGAACAUGUAGCUGUAGUAAUACAAUGUACUACAUUGUACAUGUAGACUACCACACUAGUGUCACUUUCUGCACUUUUAACUUCUUGACUACAGAAAUUAAAGACUUUUUGGCCA